AUGACUCAGUGCGUACCAAGCUGGCGACUAGACGGCUCCCCCUCUCAUCUAAACCUUGUUCUUAGCUCUCACUCUAACUCCAAUAAUUCAUUUGUCACUGAUGCUCCAAAGAUGGAUUAUGAAGUAACAGAGCUAACAUGGGAAAAUGGACAGCUAACGAUACAUAGCUUAGGUCCUCCACGAGUGCCUAAUAAGCGUUUACCGUCUUCUUCUCCAACUACAUACCCGUGGGCUAAUAAGCCACAUGCUGGUGGCACACAUGAAUCCAUAGUGAACCAAGCUACUACUAGCAUCCCUCAUCACCAGAAAUCCCCCCUAGACGGGGGUGGAGAUAGAGGGGAUGAUUUUGUGAGUUGCCGAAGAGACACCAUUGAAACGGGAGAGAGGAGUUUGGGUGCAGAAAAGCUAACCGCAACAGCUAUGGGGUCGCCUGAGAACACCUCUAAGACCGUGAACGAUCAUUAUUUCAUCCCUCAUAGCAGAGCUCAGCACAACAGAGGUUCUUUUGGAAGAGACAAGAUAAACCAACGGAUGAAGACAUUGCCGAAGUUAGUUCCAACAUCGAGUAAGACUGAUAAGGCAUCAAUGCUGGAUGAGGUGAUAGAAUAUUUGAAGCAACUCCAAGCUCAAGUUACAGCCAUGAGUGGGAUGAUUCAUGUUAAUAUGCCGCCCCCUAUGAUGUUACCAAAUAUGGCAUUGCAACAACAACAACAGCUUCAAAUGUCAAUGAUGGGAAGGGCUAGACCUAUGGAUGUCAAUGCCCUUAGCCGUCCCAACAUAACAACAAUGCCUUCGGUUCUACAUGCCACCGCGCCAUCUUUCAAUAUGCCUAUGGCCUCCCCAGCUGGAGCCUCACCACCUUCGGUUGUCCCUGAUCCUGUAGCUUCAUUACUCGGAGCUGGUCAAUCACAGCCCAUGACCAUGGAUGCUUAUAGCAGGAUGGUGGCGUUGUACCAGUAA
Molecule: messenger RNA, 960 nt
Organism: Solanum dulcamara
Lineage: Eukaryota; Viridiplantae; Streptophyta; Magnoliopsida; Solanales; Solanaceae
Product: transcription factor UNE10-like
Exons: 7
Coding region: 1-960 (319 amino acids)
Cellular component (GO): nucleus
Molecular function (GO): protein dimerization activity
Source: RefSeq, a predicted model, not a curated record